Messenger RNA from Spirometra erinaceieuropaei, 729 nucleotides. The record is from the annotation of a GenBank genome assembly. Lineage: Eukaryota; Metazoa; Platyhelminthes; Cestoda; Diphyllobothriidea; Diphyllobothriidae.
AUGUACGGCACCUUCGGACCCAAUGUGCCAACAACCCGACAACAUUUACUCAUUCGCCACAAAUCCCGCGUCGACUGCCAACCCCUGUCACCGCCGACCAUAAUUUCUCUUCUCCUCCGCCGUCAACCACUAACAUUAUCCGACCUACCCCAACGCCUGCGUACACCACCACCACCACCACCACCACAACCACCACCACCACCACCACCACAACGACACUGCACACUCUCUCCAACGAAGGGGCGACGUCCGACGUCCCACUACCUUCUGCCAUCACCACCAACACUCUCACAUUCAGCGAUGUGGACUCAGCUCAUACCUGUCCUCAUUGCGUUUUCGCCUUCGCCUGGCCUGGCCGGUCACUUGCGAAUCCACCGCACAGAGGUUGGCGAACCGGUGCCUGGAGCGCCAACCUGUACUCGCCGCAUCUCUCUCCAUUGCCCACACUGCCUCCGCACAUUAAAUCACCGCACGGUCCUACUCAGUCAUAUGCGUAUCCAGGACAGCGGAAUUCACCGCACUAUCGGCACACCUAGCACAUCUUGCGCAUCCACCUUGCCUAGCCCAAUCCAAACCCCAUCCCCCAUUGCGCCCACAACCAGCCGCUCCACCAAAACCACCGCCAACACCACCACCACCACCACCACCACCGAAACCGACUCUGACACUGCUGAUCUAUGUUAUUCUCACCGUCCCGUGCGUUCACCUCGCAAUCGGCCUGGUCGAUAA